Molecule: messenger RNA, 2543 nt
Organism: Tinamus guttatus (white-throated tinamou)
Lineage: Eukaryota; Metazoa; Chordata; Aves; Tinamiformes; Tinamidae
Gene: FTSJ3
Product: FtsJ RNA 2'-O-methyltransferase 3
Biological process (GO): rRNA methylation; maturation of 5.8S rRNA from tricistronic rRNA transcript (SSU-rRNA, 5.8S rRNA, LSU-rRNA); maturation of LSU-rRNA from tricistronic rRNA transcript (SSU-rRNA, 5.8S rRNA, LSU-rRNA)
Cellular component (GO): nucleus; preribosome, large subunit precursor; nucleolus
Molecular function (GO): rRNA (guanine) methyltransferase activity; rRNA (uridine-2'-O-ribose)-methyltransferase activity
Source: RefSeq, a predicted model, not a curated record
CGCGCCGCCAUGGGCAAGAAGAGCAAAGUGGGCAAGAGCCGGCGGGACAAGUUCUACCACCUGGCCAAGGAGACGGGUUUCCGCUCCCGCUCCGCCUUCAAGCUCCUGCAGCUCAACAGGAAGUUCCAGUUCCUGCAGAAGGCCCGGGCGCUGCUGGACCUGUGUGCAGCCCCCGGCGGCUGGUUACAGGUGGCUUCCAAAUUCAUGCCUGUUUCCAGCUUGAUCAUUGGGGUAGAUUUGGUCCCUAUUAAACCCAUUCCCAAUGUGGUCACACUGCAGGAGGACAUCACAACUGAGAAGUGUCGCCAGGCCCUGCGCAAGGAGCUGCAGACGUGGAAGGUGGACGUGGUGCUCAAUGACGGGGCACCCAACGUGGGUGCCAGCUGGGUGCACGAUGCUUACUCCCAAGCCAACUUGACUCUCAUGGCCCUCAAACUGGCCUGCGAAUUCCUGUGCAAAGGAGGCUGGUUCAUCACCAAGGUUUUUCGCUCCCGGGACUACCAGCCUCUCCUCUGGAUCUUCCAGCAGUUCUUCCGCAAGGUCCAGGCCACCAAGCCCCAAGCCUCGCGCAACGAGUCCGCGGAGAUCUUCGUGGUGUGCCAGGGUUAUCAGGCUCCAGACAAAAUUGACAGCAAGUUCUUUGACCCAAAGUAUGCCUUCAAGGAGGUGGAGGUUCAGACCAAGUCUGUGAGCGAGCUGAUCAGCAAGAAGAAGCCGAAGGCAGAAGGCUAUGCCGAUGGUGACACGACCCUGUACCGCCGUUUCACCCUCAUGGACUUCCUCAAGGCUCCCAACCCUGUGGAUUUCCUCUCCAAGGCCAAUGAGAUCACACUAGGGAAUGGUGAGCUGGAGAAUCACAGUGCCACCACGGAGGAGUUGCGGCAGUGCUGCAAGGACAUUCGCGUGCUGGGGCGCAAGGAGCUCAGAGCCCUGCUGAAAUGGAGGACAAAACUGCGACGUUUCCUGGCCAAAAAGCUGAAAGAGCAGGCAAAGGAGCUGGAUAUCAGUCUGAGCUCUGGUGAAGAGGAAGAAGGCCAGGAAGAAGAGAAAACAUCACCAAAAGCCACAGCUGAUGAGGUGUCGAAAGAAGAGGAGGAGGUUGAACUGGCAUUGGCAGAGAUGAAAGCUAAGGAGCUGGCAGAGUUAAAGAGGAAGAAGAAGAAGAUCCUGAAAGAGCAGCGGAAGCAGCGUGAGCGGGUUGAGUUGAAGAUGGACCUCCCUGGUGUCUCCAUUGCUGACGAGGGUGAUACUAGCAUGUUCUCCCUCCAGACUAUCCACAAGACACAGCUGCUGAAUGAGGUGGUGCGGGGGGACAUGGCAUCAGCAGACGCCCUCCUGGAGAUGGGGCCUGCGGACGACGACAUUUGUCUGUCAGAUGCGGGUGAAGCGGACGAUGCGUCCCUGGCCAGUGAUCUGGACCCAGAGGAGCUGGUGGAAAUAGAGGAACGUCAGCGGCGGCUGGAGCGAGAAAGGCGAGAGCAGGGCGCAAAGAGGGUGACUUUUGAAGAGCAAGAGGAGUCAGGAGAAGAGGAGGAAAAUCCACUUCUGGUACCCCUGGAGGAGAAGUCGGUGCUGGAGGAACGGCAGACUAGUUUGUGGUUUGGGAAGGAUGCCUUCGCUGGCAUCGAGGAUGAUGCAGAUGAGGACCUGGAGCUGAGACAGUCACAGAUGCUGGCUGAGAGACAGCACGAGUCUCGUUCAGACAAGGUGAAGGGGAAAGGGCAGAAGAAGGUUCCUCUGGAGGGUGCUGCGACCAAGACCGAGACCGCAGUGGAUGCAAGAGCAGACACUGGUGAAGCACAGGAUGAGGAGAGCAGUGACGAUGACAGCAGCAGCGAUGACGAGAGGCCACCAACAGCAGUGGGGAAGAAACGAGCCCGAAAUGAAUCUGAUGGCUUUGAAGUGGUGCCCAUUGAGGACCCAGUGAAGAGAGCCCGUGUGCUGGACGCAGAGGGCCUGGCGCUCGGCUCGGUCAUCGCCACCUCCAAAAAGGCCAAGCGGGACCUGAUUGACAACUCCUUCAACAGAUAUUCUUUCAAUGAGGAUGAGGGGGAGCUGCCCGAGUGGUUCACGGAGGAGGAGAAGCAGCACCGGCGCAAGCAGAUACCCAUAGACCGGCAGACGGUGGAGGAGUAUCGGCAGCGCUGGCGCCAGAUCAAUGCCCGGCCCAUCAAGAAAGUAGCGGAGGCCAAGGCCCGCAAGAAGCGGCGGAUGCUGAAGAAGAUGGAGCAGAUGAAGAAGAAAGCGGAGGCCGUGGUGAGCACGGUGGAUAUCUCGGAGCGGGAGAAAGUGGCCCAGCUGCGGCGCAUCUACAAGAAGGCCGGUCUGGGCAAGGAGAAGCGGCAGGUCACCUACUUGGUGGCCAAGAAGGGUGUAGGACGACGGGUGCGCCGCCCUCCUGGGGUCAAGGGCCAGUUCAAGGUGGUUGACAGCCGCCUGAAGAAGGAUGUGAGGGCUCAGAAACGCAAAGAGCAGAAGAAGAAGCGCCGUAAGUGAUGGGGGAUGGACUCCGAGCCCAGCAAGGGACUUGGCUACAGGGUGCU